Molecule: messenger RNA, 1848 nt
Organism: Conger conger (European conger)
Lineage: Eukaryota; Metazoa; Chordata; Actinopteri; Anguilliformes; Congridae
Gene: pde9ab
Product: phosphodiesterase 9ab
Exons: 18
Coding region: 1-1677 (558 amino acids)
Biological process (GO): cGMP catabolic process
Molecular function (GO): 3',5'-cyclic-GMP phosphodiesterase activity
Source: RefSeq, a predicted model, not a curated record
AUGGGAUCUAGCUCCUCCUCCUAUGCUCCCAAAACCAUCUACCUGGAUGUAGAUGGAAAAGUCCAGAAGGUGAUUUUUAGUCGACACUGCAGUCCUUGUGAUAUCCGGGAGCUUCUGUGUUCUUCUUCCAACAUCCCCAGGAACACUGCCAUAAUGCUGGUGGACCCAGAGGGAGCGCUGGUCUCCAUUGAUCCUACCAUGCCUGCCAAUUCUCCUCGGAACCUGUACAAGGUCAUGCCUUUGUGCUCAGGCCAGCUGGGAGAGAAAGAAGACAUGUUUCAUAAUGUGCUGUCUCAAGUGGCUGAUCAGUUCAGCAGAGCUUUUCGUAUAAAUGAGCUGAAGACAGAGGUCACCAAUCGACUGGCCAUGCUGGAGAAGAGAGUAGAGCUGGAGGGUCUGAAGGUGGUAGAGAUUGAGAACUGCAAGAAAGAUCUGAAGAAGCUACGCGAUGAGAUGACUACCAGAACAGGAGGGAGGGUAAGCUGCACCUGCAAAUACAACUUCUCUGAUGACGGUAAAAAACUGUGUCCCAGGCGAGAUGUUCCAAGCUACCCAAAGUAUACACUCUCCCAAGAAACCAUAGAAGCCCUGAAGAAACCCACGUUUGACGUUUGGCACUGGGAACACAAUGAGAUGCUGAGUUGCCUGGAGUAUAUGUACCAUGACCUGGGCUUGGUUAAAGAAUUUAACAUGAACCCAAUCACACUCAAGCGCUGGCUGCUUGGCAUUCAGGAGAACUAUCGCAGCAACCCAUUCCACAACUUCCGCCACUGUUUCUGCGUCAGCCAGAUGAUGUACGGCAUGAUCCACCUCUGCAACCUGCAGGAGAAACUCACCCUCACUGACAUGGGCAUUCUCAUGACCGCUGCUGUGUGUCACGACUUGGACCACCCCGGCUACAACAACACGUAUCAGAUAAAUGCUCGCACUGAGCUGGCGGUUCGCUACAACGAUAUCUCGCCUUUGGAGAACCACCAUUGCGCCGUGGCCUUCCAGAUCAUCUCCCUGCCCGAGUGCAACAUCUUUGCCAACGUCGAGCUGGAGGUUUUCAAACAGAUCAGGCAGGCCAUCAUUACUCUGAUUCUGGCCACUGAUAUGGCCAGGCAUGGGGAGAUACUGGACUCCUUUAAGCAGAAGGUGGACAACUUUGACUUCACCAACGAGGAGCAUGUCAGAUGCCUGAAGAUGGUUUUGAUCAAGUGCUGUGACAUCUCCAACGAGGUGCGGCCGACCGAGGUGGCUGAGCCCUGGGUGGACUGCCUGCUGGAGGAGUACUUCUUACAGAGCGACAGAGAGAAAGCCGAAGGACUGCCUGUCGCUCCGUUCAUGGACCGGGACAAAGUCACCAAGCCCACGGCGCAGAUCGGCUUCAUCAAAUUCGUGCUCAUCCCCAUGUUCGAGACUGUCAUGAAGCUCUUCCCUCAGGUGGAGGAGGUCAUGGUGCAGCCCCUGAGGGACUCCCGCGACCACUACGAGGAGCUGAAGCAGAUCGAUGAUGCCAUGACCGAGGUGCCCCGGAAUUCCUCCAGCUCUGUCCUCCUGUGUCCUCGCAUGAGCCCGGUCACGCGCCUGCAAAGGGGGGACGUCUCCCGCUGCGGCCUCACGCCCAUCCCACACCUGCCCCGAAGACCCAGCCACCUGCUGGGGCCCGACUUCUACUCUUCGCCUCACACCUGAAAGACCCGCGCGCCCACGCCCCCCCGGUCCGGUCCCUCCACUGAGACGUGCCCAUAGCCCCGUUUUACAUCGCAUCGUGAAUCUCUUACAGCCUGAUGGUGGCAGCAGCGCUGCAGAAUCGGGCUGCCACCACUCCCUGACCCACCCACUGACCCACUCCCUGACCCGCUC